AUGUCUUUGGCCUGUGAAUUUUUGCUCAUAUGGAUGAUAGUGUUGCAAACUUAUUUCCCAUUUUCAGUAGCAUGUUUAGAAGAUGAGAGAAGUUACUUGGUGGAUUUCAAGGCUGGUCUUAAUCUUUCCUCAGGUCGCUCUUUAUCCUCUUGGCGGGGAUUCAACUGUUGCCAGUGGGAGGGGGUUGCCUGUGAUUAUCAUACAUCCCAUGUCAUUCGCCUUGAUUUGAAUGCUGAUGCUUACGGUCAGCAGUUGAGCGGGAACGUUCGUCCAUCGCUGUUUAAUCUGGAGCAUCUACAGCACUUGGAUUUGAGCGGGAAUGACUUUAAAGGUGUUUCUAUUUCUCCCCAGUUGUCAAAGCUGCGGAGAGUUACAUUUCUUAACUUGUCGUCUGCUGGAUUUGGCGGCGAAGUCCCUCUGGAAUUGGGAAAUAUGUCAAGCUUGCAUUUCUUGGAUAUUUCAAAUAAUUUAUACUUGAAUAGUAGUAAGUUUGAUGUCUGGGUAAGAAAUCUAAGAAGCUUGGAAUUCCUCCGAAUGGAAUCAGUGAACCUGGAAAUGGCAUCUGAGCACUGGGGUGAGGCCGUUGGCGGUCUUGUCAAUCUUACGCAUGUUGACCUGUCUGAUUGUGGGCUGUCAGGUAUUAUUCCAGAUCUCUUAAACCUCACCCAUUUAUCACAUCUGCACAUUCCAUAUGGUUCAUUCCCGUUUGAACUUCCCUCUUGGUUUGAGAACGCGUCCUCAUUGGUUUCACUUAAUCUCCUACACUGUGAUAUAAAUGGUGAUAUCCCUUCCAAUUUCAUGGCCCGUUCGAAAUUGAGUAAUCUUGUACUUAAAUAUAAUUUUGACUUGAAAGGAAACCUUUCCUUCAUUCGAAACCACUCUUCCUCUCUUGUUGUGCUUUCUCUUUCUACCUGCAAUUUAAUAGGGGUGAUUCCACCCUCCAUUGCAAAUUUUUCAAAGCUCGAGACCUUGGAUUUCUCCCAUAACAGUUUCGAAGGCAGUUUACCACCCUCUUAUGACAACCUUUUGUCGCUUGUAGCCCUUGACCUUACUAACAACCAGCUUACUAGUCAGAUUCCUCCGUCUCUGUGUCAGCUUCUGGUACUAAGGGAACUCCGGCUUGGCCUUAACCAACUAUCAGGAACAAUUCCUGAUUGCAUUUAUAAGAUGUCUAGUUUAAAAGCAUUGACAGUUCCUUUCAACGGAUUAAGAGGCAACAUUUCACUUCAGCUACUUGAGAAUCUAACUCGCCUUCAAGAGCUAGACCUUUCUCAAAAUCAAUUUCUCAUUGAUGUCUCUACAAGCUGGGUUCCUCAGUUUUCCCACCUGGAGUUCCUUGGAUUGAGGUCUUGCAAUAUAGAAGGCGAAUUACCUGCAUUUUUGUCCCAGCAAUAUCUACUGAUGGAGCUAGAUCUGUCAAAUAACAACAUUGUGGGAAAUCUUCCUUCGUGGCUGUGGGAUUUGCCUUAUCUUCUUCUGCUCAAUCUUUCAAACAACCAAUUUGAAGGUUCUCUACCCGGCAAGAUAUCCCAUAAGUUUUGGGGGGUGGAUUUGCGUGGGAAUAGAUUUUAUGGCUCCCUUCCUGCACUUGAUUUUGUUACAACUUUACUGGAUUUAUCUGAUAAUGAGUUUAAUGGAUCUAUUCCAGCAACAAUUGGGACAUCAACUUUUAUAUCAUUGUCAAGAAAUAAUCUCACUGGAGAAAUUCCAAAUUUUAUAUUUUCUGGUUCAGAUUAUUUGGUGAAUUUGGACUUGUCAAAGAACAAGCUAACAGGUAUAAUUCCUGCAAACUUUGGGACAUAUUCUCAAUUACAAGUUUUAAAAUUAGCUCAGAAUGCUUUGCAAGGGGAGAUUCCAGAGGAGUUGGGAAGUUUGCAGACCCUUCGUGCACUAAAUCUCAAUGGUAAUAGAUUGCAAGGUAUUAUUCCUUCAUCCAUCGCAAAAUGCACAAGUCUCAGAUUAUUUGAUUUGGGAAACAACAAAUUUGAAGGUAGUAUUCCUAUUUGGAUUGAAGAGCUGAUAGAUUUAAGAAUUCUCAACUUAGCUUCUAAUAAGUUUAAAGAUAGAAUUCCACCCCAGCUGAUGACACUGCAGAAUCUUCAAAUUCUCGAUUUAUCUGAUAACAAUUUAUCAGAAAGCAUUCCUCAAAAUCUAAGCAAGUUAUCUGCUAUGGUCGAUCAAUCUCAAAGCAUUGAUGGACGGCAAACCUUUUCUUAUUCAUAUGGAUUAUAUCUCUUCAAGGACUCUCUUUCUGAAUCAAAAGUUGAUGAUGAAAUAACCAUUUGGAUAAAAGGAAGGUCAACACCAUACACAAAGAUAAUCAGCGCAGACAAGUUCAUGGAUCUAUCUCGUAAUAACCUAUCAGGCAAUAUUCCUCUAGAAAUGGGACUCCUAAAGGGUUUGAUUUCUCUAAACAUAUCAAAAAAUAAUUUGAGCGGCUCAAUCCCAAAGUCCUUAGGAGACAUGGAUCAAUUGGAGUCUCUAGAUUUUUCAGAAAACAAGUUGUCCGGAGAGAUUCCCUCCCAACUCUUAAAUCUCACAUUUCUUGAAGUGUUCAAUCUUUCAGACAAUAUGCUUUCUGGGUUGAUACCACAAGGGAAGCAGUUUUCAACCUUUGAGGCUUCUUCAUUUUUAGGGAAUCCCAAUCUUCAUGGACCUCCCCUUGAAAAUAAGACACGCAGUCUUGGUUAUGGUAGCAAAGAUAAUAACAAAGAAUUGAAUGGUACAAUUGUUCAAGAUGCAAAUGCAUAUGUAAUGGAGCAAUGGUGGGCAACAGGACUAGGGUUAAGCUACGGAAUGGGAUUUGCUAUUGGAGGAACGACGCGAAGGGAACCGAAGGGGGAGGCUCGGCGAAACCCUUACCGUAAUUCUAUUUACAUUCCAUUACCACCACGCAGGGGGGGGGGUUCUGCAGGAGAGGAAGUGGAGGCGGGUGCACGCAGCGCGCGGGCGCCGCUGCCGCGGAUGACACCGCUGCAGGCUACGGUUCCUGCAGUCUGCGGCGUCGCCGCCCGCAGGGUGCGGCCCGCCCAUCCCCGGGAGCUGCGGCCCGCACAACCCUAG
Cryptomeria japonica (Japanese cedar) is the source of this 3063-nucleotide messenger RNA. Its product is annotated as receptor-like protein EIX2. Bases 1 to 3063 code for a protein of 1020 amino acids. The record is from RefSeq and is a predicted model, not a curated record. The transcript is spliced from 2 exons. Gene Ontology annotation, molecular function: protein binding. Gene Ontology annotation, cellular component: plasma membrane. Lineage: Eukaryota; Viridiplantae; Streptophyta; Pinopsida; Cupressales; Cupressaceae.